ACACAACAUAAUUUACCCCAUCGCUUGGAGUAUGAAACCACAAAGCUAAACUGAAGAAUAAAGUCCCAAUAACUGAUACACUGAAGUCAAAUUGUUGUAGGAUUUGUUUGAAGGGGUAGACACGUCCACGAUCCACAUUUGUUCUAAUGACCUUGCAAAUGCAAGAUUUUUAUUUUUCACAUGUAGUUUAACAUUGCUUUCAUUUUCAAUACCGUUUUGGAUCGUGUCCAUACAUAAACCUUUUCCCCGUUUCCACAUUUUUCUUUCUGUAUUACAGGGUUGGGGUUUUUUUGUGCGGCGAAUAGUGACAGCCCUGCACAGCUGAACUGACACCUUCACCCAGCUUGGCCAAAGCUUCGGAUACAGGGCAGAAAAAAAACACAGCCCGACGAGCCGGGGGAAAAAGAAACGCAGCCCGACGUGCCUGCAAGAGAAAGAAACACAGCCCGACGAGCCGGGGGAGAAAGAAACACAGCCCGACGAGCCGGGGGAGAAAGAAACACAGCCCGACGAGCCGGGGGAGAAAGGAACACAGCCCAGGGAGCCGGGGGAUAAAGGAACACAGCCCAGGGAGCCGGGGGAGAAAGAAACACAGCCUGACGAGCAGGAGGAGCGCGGGGCUGCGGAGCCCAAGCGCAGGUGAUGGCUGAGCUGAGGAGCUGCUGAAGCUUACAUGAAAUAUCCCAUAGGUGUUUUACUGCUCAGCAAUAGCCCAGAUGAAAUGAGUACGUCCUGAGAUGGCAACAGACCUGGAGGAUGAAGGAGGCUGCAGCAGGGAGUUGCCAGCAGGUUUGUUAGCGCCUCAGUGGCCCAAUGGUUCUCACGUUCUCUGUCUCUAAACAAACCACAUCUUUGGACCCAGGUGCCGAAGGGCCGGUGCACAGCCUGACCGCACAAUGCUGUUUGCAGAGAAGUGAACUGGGAAGAAAGGACUCAUGAGUUUUGAUCGCAGGGACCUGGAGAGCCUCUCUGAUGCGUGCUCCAGUGAGGACCUUCCCGAGGUGGAGCUGGUGAGCAUGCUGGAAGAACAGCUGCCAGAUUACAAGUUACGGGUGGACUCUCUAUAUCUGUACGAAAACCGAGACUGGAUUCCGUCCCCUGCCUCCUGCCGCAGCCGUCUCCCCAAAACCGCCUCUCCGGUUCGCGAUGAGGAGCCCUUCCGUUACAUGACUCUUAUUGAACUGCCUUCCUCCUCGGCUGGAUCUCACACAUUUGCUCAAGUUCUCGGAACAGAUAACGCGGAGCAGAAAACCUACAGUGACGCCGACAUGGUCAAACACCUGUUAGCUGAGAAAGAUCGGGACCUGGAGCUGGCAGCUCGAAUUGGACAAGCCCUCCUUAAGAGAAACCAUCUGUUGACAGAACAGAACGAAGCACUGGAAGAACAGUUAGGACAGACUUUAGAUCGAGUUAACCAGCUGCAGCAUGAACUGUCCAAGAAAGACGACCUGCUCCGGGUCGUUUCCAUCGCUUCCGAGGAGAGCGAGACGGACUCCAGCUGUUCCACCCCGCUGCGUUUCAACGAGUCCUUCACCAUCUCGCACGACUCGCUGCAGCUGGACGUCCUGCACGACAAACUGCGGGAGCUGGAGGAGGAGAACCUCGCGCUCCGAUCCAAGGCUUGCCAUCUGAAGACAGAAACCAUGACAUACGAAGAGAAGGAGCAGCAGCUGGUCAACGACUGUGUCAACGAGCUCCGACAAACAAAUGCUCAGAUUUCCAGGAUAACAGAGGAGCUGUCAGAGAAGAGUGAGGAGCUGGUUCGCUACCAGGAAGAGAUCUCAUCCCUCCUGUCUCAGAUUGUUGACCUUCAACAUAAGCUCAAAGAACAUGUCAUUGAAAAGGAGGAGCUGAAACUUCACUUACAAGCCUCCAAAGAUGCUCAGAGACAGCUGACAGCAGAGCUCCACGAGUUGCAGGACCGGAACGCGGAGUGUCUGGGGAUGCUGCACGAAUCUCAAGAAGAAGUGAAGCUGCUGCGCAGCAGAGCCAGCUCCGUCGCUUGUCUCUGCCACUGCCCGGCGCACGGAGCCUUUCCCGUGGAUUCCCUUGCAGCAGAAAUCGAAGGGACAAUGAGGAAGGAAUUGAGUCAGGGUGAAGAAUCUCUCCUCUCCAAGCAAAAGGGCCAACGGAAGCGAGUGUUUGACACUGUCAGGGUCGCCAACGUCUCUCGCGGCCGCUUCUCCCCCUUCCCCGCGCCGCUGCCCAUCCCGGGCUCCAACCGGCCCAGCGCCGUUAUGACAGCAAAGCCCUUCCCGUCCGGCCUGCGCCCCUUGCCGGGCCAGAGGAGCAGCUCCGAGAAGGACCCAAGGGACGCUGGGGAUCCUGGCCAGCCGGGAACGCCUGGGGACACCGAGCUGGCCACGGCUCUGCACAGGCUCUGUCUGCGGCAGCAGAACUACCUGAGCGAGCAGCAGUUCUUUGAGGAGGAGUGGCAGCGAGAGGCGCGGUUGCUGGCGGAGCAGAGGGAAGGAGCCAGCGGCUGCAGCACGCCGACAGAAAGCUGUUUUUCCCUGGGUACAAACUCAGAGUUCACCGAUCUCUCUGCCAGCUCCAGUAAUCUCCGCGUCCUACUACCAGAAAAACUGCAAAUUGUCAAACCCAUUGAAGGAUCCCAGACCCUGUUCCACUGGCAGCAGCUCGCUCGGCCCAACCUGGGCACCAUUCUUGACCCAAGACCAGGUGUUGUUACCAAGGGGUUCACCCCCCUGUCCGACACUGCUGUGCACCACAUCUCCGACCUGGAGGAGGACGAGGAGGAAGGUGCUGCAGGAGGGAUAACAUUCCAAGUGCAGCAGCCCUUCUCGGAGGAACAGAAACGUACAGCAGCAAAGCCAGCAGCGGGGAUUUUCCUGCCGCCGGUUACAUCAGCAGCAGUGCCACUCACUGCCUCGAACCCAGGGAAGUGUCUGUCUGCCACAAACUCCACGUUUACCUUUACUACCUGUAGGAUCCUUCACCCGUCCGAUGUCACUCAAGUUACUCCCAGCGCCCCGGGUGCCCCGUUUUCCCUCGGCAACCCUGGCAGCGGCAUUGGGAGCCCAGGCGCCAGCAGCCCGGCCGUGUCGUACGGGCUCAGCAUCGGGGAGUUCCUCACCAAGAGAAGAGACUCCACCACCACCUGCAGCAGCACCAGCAGCCUGGCCAAGCUGCUGCAAGAGCGAGGCAUCUCUGCCAAGGUUUACAACAGCCCCGUGCGGGGCAAACUGCCUUUGCUGCCGCCCCCUCGAGCUCUCCCCGUUCCUUCUACGCCGCCCAACUCUCCCUCGCCUUCGCCUUGUCCUUCCCCUCCACCGCUGGAGCCUCGAGCGCAUCCCUCAGAAAACUUCCUGGCCUCUCGACCGGCGGAAACGUUCUUGAAAGGCAUGUACGGCCGGCCGGCCGCGCGGAACGGCCCCGACGCAGGGCAGCUGAAGAGCAGCCUGGUGGACAGGCUGAAGAGGUUGGGCAUCGCCAGGGCCGUCCGGGCGCCCGCGCCGCGGGAGCUCGGCCUGCGCAGGCAGGACUCGGCCGUGUUUCUAAACACCGGGAGCAAGCUAAUGGCGGGGCUGAGGAGAAACCAGAGCCUUCCAGCCAUGAUCGGAGCGUUGGGAGCUCCGGUUUGCACGCAGGCGUCACAAAUGGAUAUCCUCCAGGAGGACUGAGGGGUGUGGACAACAACCGACUUCUGGCAUGGGAAAUAAUACCCGAGGGAUAAACAGCCAGGCUGGGCAUCACCAGAUCUGUUAGCGAAGAGUUGGAGAAGGCACGUGCAUGUUGAAGAGGUGGGAGAGAGAAGCGUUGGGAUCCAGGAGAGAAAGAAGGUUGCUGGGGUUUGAGGACGGUGGCUCUUGUGGAAGAAAAGAAAGAAGAAACCAAAGCUUAGUUUUGAGCAUCUGUCCUAAGCAAAAAUAAAAUACCAUCGUAGACAUUCUCAGUAUUUUAACCUUUUAAACUGUAGGUGUAGAACUGUCUUGCAGGUGCUGUUCUAUUUUUUUCCACCAUACGACGGUAAUAUUUUACUAGUUGAUAGCAGUCAGGCUGGAUCAUUUAAAUAUCACAUUAAAACAGGCGUCAGUCUGAUCAGCAUCGUUGGUCCAACUUCCUCUCUGUAGCAAGCAAAUAGGAAAACUUGGGCUUUUUUAUUGUUAUUCUUGUAUUUUCCAUUUCAGAAACUGCACUCUUUCCAACUCCUCCCCACUUUGAGAAGCAGGGGAGAGAACGUUUAAUUCUGUGUAAGAAAACAACGCUUCUGUUGAUGGACACAGAAACUGCUGGUCACGUUUAGAUUUUGAAAGAGUGCAAUUGUGCUAGCGAGGUAUUAACAGACGUUAAUUUAUUUGCAGAGCUUCUGAAGCACGCGGAGGAUGGUGCAAUGCGUAAGAGUUAGGAAGCAGGGAGGUGUGUAUUGGGAUAAAAACUUCACGCUAAGAAAUCCUUCCAAAUUGUGCUGCGCAUAUAUUUUUAAGUCAGGGUGAAUAUCUCAGGCACGUUACGGUGUUGCGAAAGGAAAGGAAAGGAAAGUGAGGUGCUUGAUUGGGGUUAUUUGUAAUUUGCCAUAAAGGGAGAGCUUGGACUCGGAGCCACGUGUGGGGAAUCCAGUAAGCGGGCUCAGCUGGGCAUUCUGUAUAUCUGAGGCUCCUUCUCUCUGCUGUGAGGCAGCAUUUGCUUUAAAACACUUUGUAAAGAGCAGAAUUUGCCAGGCUGGACUCAGCACCAGGAAGGUGAAAGCCAGUGCUCUUUGUAGGGUUUUAGCGAACACAAACCGGUGUUUUCCACACGGAAAUGUUGUGUUUUGAUGGUGGAGCGUGGUUCCCAACCUGAUUCCGAACGAAGCUGAGGCAGAUUUUCCAUCUCGACACAGAAGCCCGUUCUAGACAUCGGUUUAGAAAUCAGAUUUCUGGGUGGUAAUUGGCAGAAAGCCCGUGCUGCUUUUUGGAUUCCUUCCUGCCCAAGAUUCUAAUCAUAACUGAAUAACCAACGACAGAUUUAUAGUGUAAUUUGGCGUAGAAAGUUUGCCCAAAAUUCCUCGGAAGAAUGAGUCCGCGUAUAACUUUUCACUGUACCUAUCAACAUUUUAAAAUUAACGCUUACUUUCUGUACAAUUAGGCAAAGCAGUCAAAGUUUACCUUGCUCGUUGUAAUCAGUGUAAUUACGCUGAUUGGCAAUUGCCACAAGGCACAUCCCCCCUUGUUCUGCAGGGGUGGGUGGAGCAGGGCAGGAAAAGAGAACUUGUUAACCUGAUUUAUUGGCCAUUUGUCUGUGAUCUUCCUGCUUUUCCGGCUCCCUACAUCUUGUGACGACUCUUUUUGUGAAAGGGAAGGGAAGUAACCACUUGAAACUCGCGCAGGGAUUUUUGGCAGAGCUUGUCUGUCGGCAGCGCACACAACUAUUCAGGAACUCCGGGAAUUGCCUUUUGCUCUCUAAGCAAGAUCUUCUAAAAGGUGAAUUUUAUUUAAAACCAUUUUGUUCUUUUAAAUGCCAAGUAUUUAAUUUCUUCAUUGCAGUAUUUAUGUGUGUACGUACUUAGCCUUGCCCGGCUGAACCGGAGCAGCACAGGGGAGUUGGUUCAGCUCUAAGCUGUGUUGUCACCUCUGGGAACCCGCAGGAAUGAGGUGACAGUUCAGUAUCAAUGGAGAGAUGUACAGUGUAUCACAAGUAUGUCCCUCUAUGUGUGUGUGUUGUAGGAAUAGCUGUAAGUUCCAGAUACAUUUCUGAAGGUAUCACACUGUGUUUCUAAGCAGCUUCGUUAGAGAACUCCAGCCAUUGGGUCGUUGUGUGUGUGAGCAGCAGCAGGAGCAAAUCAGCUCAAUCAGAGACCAGGUUUUGGUUAAAAUUAAUCUGAAAGCACAUGAAUUAAAUGCAUUUUUCUCUUUGGGAGGCUUCUGUAUUCCAUAGCCCAACCAUAUACACUGUUUCAGUUCACACAGUGUGAUGGAUUUGUCCAGAGGUUGGUUGGUUUGUUUUCUGGAGGGUGAUGUGUCAUCAGAUUCAUGCUCAAAAUCCCCGUGGUCAAAGUUAGGAGGCUGCUGGUGUCAAACAGCAGCAGAGGGGGCAGGAGAAUAUCGGGUUUGGGCCUCAUUUGGCUGCUACCAAGGGGAUAACACACAACGUUUGAAAGGGCUGGGAACUUCAUGGCAUUGUUUUUUUCAUUCGCUUCUUCCACUUCCUGUUGUUUCCUAGCGGAAAGUAAAUUUGAUAAUAAACAUGCGUAACGUACCAUUUUUCAGUA
This is a messenger RNA of Columba livia (rock pigeon), 6211 nucleotides long. It is a transcript of the gene TRAK2, whose product is annotated as trafficking kinesin protein 2. Gene Ontology annotation, cellular component: dendrite; cytoplasmic vesicle; mitochondrion. The record is from RefSeq and is a predicted model, not a curated record. NCBI's taxonomy places the organism in Eukaryota, Metazoa, Chordata, Aves, Columbiformes, Columbidae. Bases 936 to 3644 code for a protein of 902 amino acids. The transcript has 17 exons. Gene Ontology annotation, biological process: neurogenesis; mitochondrion distribution; protein targeting. Gene Ontology annotation, molecular function: GABA receptor binding; myosin binding.